Molecule: messenger RNA, 1826 nt
Organism: Neocloeon triangulifer
Lineage: Eukaryota; Metazoa; Arthropoda; Insecta; Ephemeroptera; Baetidae
Gene: spz3
Product: protein spaetzle 3
Exons: 5
Coding region: 56-1330 (424 amino acids)
Biological process (GO): innate immune response; central nervous system formation; regulation of Toll signaling pathway
Cellular component (GO): extracellular region
Molecular function (GO): Toll binding; growth factor activity
Source: RefSeq, a predicted model, not a curated record
CGUGCAGGUGAUCGCACCUGAGCUGCUCGUCCGCGGCCCCGCAGGCCACCGAUCGAUGUCGCUCGUCAACUUCAGUCUGCCCUUUGGGGGCGCAGCCCCGGCCUUUGCCGAGCCUUUCUUCAACCUGCAGCAGCCCCCGCCGCCGCCUCCGGUGGCGCGACCCACCCCUGCUGAGAUCAACGCCCUCUAUGCACCCCAGCAACAGCAACGGCCCCCGCGCCGCUCCCAACAGGGGCCCUACCUGCCCCCGAAACGCAGUCGACAGCCGCCUCCGCCACCCCCACCAAAGCAGGACCGCAGCAGCGCCCCCGGCCGUCGCGCCAACAAGCCGCCCCCACCGCCCUCGCCGCCGCAGUUCACCCCCGUCAAAGGCAACACCAACAGCAACGGGGGUGGCAAACCGACGCACACCAUCCACGCGGUCAUCGACUACGACGACUAUGAUGAGGUGCUGACCUCUGACCUGCCGCAGCACGAGAACGGGGUCACCCCUAUCCAAGGGCCGAUUUUGCUCAAGAACGACUCGGUGCCCGUCGUGCCCCUCUACUCGUACCCUCUCCUCAGGAACGGCUCCUUUGUCCAGAUACCGAUAAUGUGGACAGCCCUUUCCUUAGCGCUUGGCCUAGAGAUUCGCGGCGAGAUAAUCCGAGGAGUGCCCUGCAUCAAAAGAUACCACCAGCUUUUCUGUCCCACGGCAGGCAACAGCUAUCCAAUUGAUCGCAUCGAGAGAUUCAUAGACGAAAACAAAGCGUUGAUGAAACGAAUGUACGGCGAGUUUCUAACAACGCCAGAGUAUGGACCGCCGUCGCAACAAGGAGGUCCAGGACAAGAAAUCUUCAAACCAAAAGGCCGCACCGUGAAACGAGAGGCGGCUGGUAAACCUGGCGGGGGCCUUCCACCCCCUUCGCCGGGCGACUCUUACUUCGCCGCGCAGGCGCGGCAGUCACGACAGUCCCAGCAGGGUACUUCUUCAUCCGCCUCAGGGCCCAAUGGCCCAGGACCAUUUAGGACUAACCAGUCCAGCGAAAGUGGAAGGUUGGAUUCCUGCGAGUCCAAAGUGGAAAUUGUGACCCCCUACUGGGCCUCAAAUAGUGCUGGAAAAAUUAGAGCCAUAGUCAACACACAGCAUUUUGAGCAAGCCAUCCACCAAGAAGUUUGCUCAAAAGUGCAGACAAAACGCUGUCUCGGCGAUUGUGGCUGCGAGCAGAAGUACAAGUGGCACCGUCUGCUGGCCUACGACCCUGACAACGACUGCAAGGGCAUCUUCAUGGACUGGUUCCUCUUCCCCUCUUGCUGCGUCUGCAGGUGUGCGCCCCUGGACGGCAAAUAAUUCAUAAAUUAAAUGAGGACUGUGGACUGUUCCGGGCCGAGAGUAGAGACGAAUUUGUGCAAACAGAGAGAAGCAAGAUAGAGUCUAACUUGUGUCAGAAUUUAAAGGAGGAAUCGCAGCUGUGAAAAGUCUGUUUUAUGACUCUGAAAUAAGUGAAAAUCUGUGUGCCUGAGUGCGGUUGAUGAUUGAUGGUCGAGCACCAUUAAUUGAUCCCGUGCAAAUUGUAAAUAUUUAUUUUAGACCUCAUUUAAGGUGUUACUUUAAAAAACGCACAUUAAUUUACAAAAUACAUACUAGUUGCGCUUCAGAUAGAACUUGAGACAAUUUGUGUGAUGCUUGAAAAAAAAGUAUAAUAAUGUGAGAUUUUUAUAGCCUUAUUUUGUCGUUUUGUAGUAUUUUAGAAGAUCAUAUACAGAACAGAGCAAUAUGUGGUGUAGUACUUUUUGUACAAAGAGCAACAAAAUGAAGAUGAGAUUUUUGAAAUGAUGAAUUCUAA